Molecule: messenger RNA, 2965 nt
Organism: Vicia villosa (hairy vetch)
Lineage: Eukaryota; Viridiplantae; Streptophyta; Magnoliopsida; Fabales; Fabaceae
Product: nuclear poly(A) polymerase 4-like
Exons: 11
Coding region: 325-2520 (731 amino acids)
Cellular component (GO): nucleus
Molecular function (GO): poly(A) RNA polymerase activity; RNA binding
Source: RefSeq, a predicted model, not a curated record
AUCCACUAUUGAAUACACGUUUAUUUUCACUUUCUCUCUCUAGCGGUUUUUCUCUCUCCUCCGUCCGUUUUUGUUUCCGCGUGCGCGCUCAAUUCAUCACACCCUGUGAUCAACCCUACCUUUCCCUUCUCCUCUGAUCCUUUUUCAUCCCUAAUUUUGGGAUCUAGGGUUUUCCUUUCAAUUUUCUCUUCCAUUUUCUGUAUUUCGUUUAGGGUUUCUUUUUUUUUUUCUUCCCUUCAAUUCGGUUGUUUUGUUUCUCUAUUUUGUUUCGUUGAUUUGAGAAAAAUAUAAAAAAGAUUCGAUUUCUUGUUGUUUUGAGAGAUCAUGGGGAGUUCUGAAGGGAUGGGUGCAUCGUCAAAGCCUGCGAACGCUCCGUCGCAGGCGGCGGCGCCGCCGGAGAAACAAUAUGGUGUCACAAAGCCGAUUUCAAUGGCUGGGCCAAGCGUGGCUGAUUUGAAACGCACUCAGAAAUUGGAGAAGUUUCUGGCUGAUUCUGGACUAUAUGAGGGUAAAGAGGAGGCUUCCAAGAGAGUUGAGGUCCUUCAGCGGCUUGAAGAGAUUGUAAAAAAUUGGGUUAAGCAGCUAACUCGUCUGAAGGGGUACACUGAUCAAAUGGUCCAAGAUGCAAAUGCUCUCAUAGUCACUUUUGGUUCUUAUCGGCUUGGCGUUCAUGGUCCUGGUGCUGACUUAGAUACACUUUGUAUUGGGCCAUCCUAUGUGAACCGAGAGCAUGAUUUUUUCUACACAUUGCAUGAGAUCCUAGCUGCUGUGGAUGAAGUUACUGAACUACAACCAAUUCCGGAUGCCCAUGUUCCAGUUAUGAGGUUCAAGUUUGAUGGAAUAUCGAUCGACCUUCUUUAUGCUAGUAUUUCUCGUUUGGUUGUACCUGAAGAAUUGGACAUAUCUGAUGUCUCUGUUCUACACAAUGUUGACGAGCCUACAGUUCGAAGUUUGAAUGGUUGUAGGGUUGCAGAUCAAAUUCUAAAGCUUGUUCCAAAUGUUGAGUACUUUCGAACAACACUUCGCUGCUUGAAGUAUUGGGCCAAAAGACGAGGUCUUUAUUCCAAUGUAACUGGUUUUCUUGGUGGUGUGAACUGGGCACUUCUUGUAGCCCGAGUGUGCCAGAUGUAUCCAAAUGCUGUUCCGAGCAUGCUUGUCUCCCGGUUCUUUAGGGUAUAUACACAGUGGAGGUGGCCAAAUCCUGUUAUGUUAUGUCCAAUAGAAGAGAACGAGCUUGGGUUUUCAUUGUGGCACCCUCGCAAAAAUCCUCGUGAUCGAACCCAUCUUAUGCCAAUCAUCACUCCUGCCUAUCCAUGCAUGAAUUCAAGUUAUAAUGUUUCUACAAGCACCCUUCGGGUUAUGAUGGAGCAGUUCCAACAUGGCAACAAAAUCUGUGGGGAUAUAGAUAUGAAUAAAAGCUGCUGGAGGGCUCUGUUUGAACCAUACCUUUUCUUUGAAGGCUACAAAAACUUCUUGCAAAUUGACAUAGUUGCUGCUGAUGUUGAUGACUUGCGGAAUUGGAAGGGUUGGGUGGAAUCACGCCUUCGACAGCUGACUUUGAUGAUUGAACGUGAUACUUUUGGGAAGUUGCAGUGUCAUCCAUAUCCUCGGGAGUAUAUUGAUCCUUCAAAGAAAUGUUUACAUAAUGCUUUCUUCAUGGGUCUUCAGAGGAAAGAGGGAGAAGUUGUUCAAGAAGGCUGUCAGUUCGAUAUACGUGCGAGUGUUGAAGAAUUUCGGCAUUCUGUUAAUAGCUACAUGUUCUGGAAACCUGGAAUGGAUAUUCAUGUUUCGCACAUCCGUAGAAGGCAAAUCCCAUGUUAUGUGUUUCCCAAUGGUUUAAAACGAUCUCGACCAUCAAGGUCAACAGCACAACUGAAGAAGUCUCCUACAUCAUUUCAUGGAAAUGAGUUAUCUCCGACUGAACAGGGUGAGAAGAACUUUAAGAGGAAGCAUGAUGACAGAGGGAUGGGGCAGAAUGUUGUACUGAAAAAGCAUUGUGUUAGUCCUCCUGUGGAUAGCUUGACCGGAGGCAAUCCAUGCCUCCAUGCUGGUGACAUGCCCGUUCAUGCCGUAACUGAUUGUCUAGAGUUGAAAAAUGUUACGAGUAUGAGUUUGUCCAAUUGUGAGCAAGAUCAGUUUGAUAACCGAAUGUCUCCAGAAUCUGGGACUGAAUCUGCAUCAAAUUCAAGUGGAGUUACAUCUGUUUCAAGUAAUGGUGGUUCUUCUCCUGAAGAUGUUGGGUCUGCACCGCCGGGAGCUUUUGUUGAGGAUAGUGCCAUGGCUGUUGAGGCAACAAUCAGUGGUAGAUUUGAAGAUACGACGAUUUACAUGGAAGAUUCUGUUAAACUUGGAAACAAUACACUGGCGGGUAGAAAUAAUGACGUAUUACAAAAUGAGCUAAAGGCACAGUUGGAGCCAAUUGCAAUGUCAGGGAUGUUUCUUGAUGCCAAGGGAACCUUUGACAAAGAUACUGUGCAAAAUACAGUGAUAAGGAGACUGAGUUUAACAUCGACAGCGUAAUUCAACAUGCUAAUCCAUUUGGUAUUAUUCGGAGAAAGCCAGCAAUUUGUUUGUAGACCAAGCGACGCACAACACGAAAUCCACACGUGUUUAAAGUAUCAGAUGCACAUUUCACACAAGUUUGAAGUAUCAGAUUCGUAUAACUUUAAAGUACCAGAUGCACAAUUCACACAAGUUUAAAGUAUCAGAUUCAGAUAUGGAUGAAAGUAUUCAACUCAGCAAUAGUAGUAUUGGUAGAUGUUGUGCGGGCUCAAUCUUAAGUAGGAUUCACCAGAUUGUUGAGAAAAAGAAAAUUAGAAAAGCAAGAAAAAGAAAAGUAGAAAAAAAGGGAAUUAGUUUUAGUUUCAUUUUUGGCUCACGUGCCCAUGUGGAAUUUAAAGGAUGUUAUUGGGGUUAUUAGUAGACUUGGAUGUAACUAUUAUCUUACAUAGUGGAUUAUUUUACU